Adineta ricciae is the source of this 1293-nucleotide messenger RNA. NCBI's taxonomy places the organism in Eukaryota, Metazoa, Rotifera, Eurotatoria, Adinetida, Adinetidae. The record is from the annotation of a GenBank genome assembly.
AUGAACGAUGAAAAUUCUUUGCCAACUCCUCCAAGUUUCGACCAACAAUUUGAUCUAUUACCUGAAGAAUCUCCCUUCGAACCAGCUGAUCUACAGUCGAAUGUAAACGAUAAUUAUCCAUCGAACAAUCAUGUUUAUGAAACUGAUUCAGAUAGCCAUGAUGAACGUCCAACUGAAGCUACUGACGAUGGUAUGAUGUUCAUUUCAUUAGAAUUUCUUCAUAUCUGUGUAAUCAUUGUUUCAGGAAAUCUUCCAGAUCAACCUCAAGUCGAUCCAGAUGAACGUAGUAUACAAAUCUCAUUUCAUCAUGAACCUUCGCCAGAUCCUGAUGGCGAUAUUUGUUCGCCGGUAGAUGAAACUGCUCCACAUGAAGAAAAUCUUUCCAGUGAUGUUGUCGAUUUUGACAGUAUUUGUGAUACGAAACCAAAUGAACCAUCUCCUGUUCUCUGUAAACAAAGUUUAUGCGAACCGUGUACAAUUGAAAAAGAUGAUAUCACAAUUAUCAAAGAAUCAUUAACGACUACGACAACAACAACACUGACAACGAAAUACAACGAUCCAAAGAAAGAUAGUAACGAUCUCGGACAUAUUAUGAUCAGUUACAAUCAUUCGACUAAGCUUGUAUGCUCCAGAAUUGCAAAAGCAUUGAAAGAUAGAAACUAUUCAGUUUGGAUCGAUCAAGACAAUAUCUCCGGAGAUAUUUUAACUUCCAUGGCAUCUGCCGUUGAAAAUGCAUUUGUUGUUUUGAUGGCCAUCAACGAGCAGUAUUUUAAAAGUCGAUACUGCCGGCUAGAAGCUGAGUAUUCACUCGAACGCAAUAAAGCAUCGAUCCCAAUGUUGAUGCAACGGGACUAUAUCCAGUUUCAAUUACAGUUCGACCAAGCAUUUGACUUACUUGUACGUGAAAUCGAAAACAUCCGAGUAUCACUGGGAGCAGAUGGAGAUUAUCAAACUAGCAAUUUUUCAACAACUACGUCGUGCAAUUCUACCCGAGCGAUGACAACAAUGAGCAGUUCUUGGUUGCAAUACCAAGAUGUCAAUGACUGGAAUACUUAUGAUGUUGUUGAAUGGUUAAAUCGCGAAAAACUUGAAAUGUUCGAAGAUGUUCUAAGGCUUUUCACCGGAGCGACACUGUGGCAAUUGUACAAAAUCAAAUUUGAUUCCCCAUCCGAUUAUUAUCGAACAGUUGAAUCGUUACUUGCUCCAACAGUUCCACUUCGUGUAUUCUACAUACUAACAUUUCAUGGGGCAAUCGAGUCACUUUUUUCAUCAUUCAGUCAGCGAAAGCAUUAA